GAGGGGCGCAGGGCGGCGCUGCGCGUUGGGCGGGGCCGGGGCACCCCCCCUUCCCGCCGCAGCUCCCAAGAUGGCGGCGGCCAGUGCGGUGCGGGCGGCGGGGCGCCGCUCCAGGAGGAUCUUCGACAUCUUCGUGGCUGAGGUUCCCUGGACGGUGUCGAGCAAGGAGCUGAAGGAGUAUUUCUCCCAGUUCGGGUCGGUACAGAGGUGCCAGCUGCCGUUUGACAAAGAAACAGGCUUUCACAGACGUUAUUGCUGGAUUAAAUUCUCAACUCCACAAGAAGUUCAGAAUGUGCUUCAGAAGGACUCCCACAUACUUGAAGGUGCCAAGCUCGCUCUCAAACAGCAGCCCCGCAGAAGACGCAGUCAAAGAAGGAAUCAAAGUGAGUGAGCGGUGGAAGGAGGCUUUAUUUCACUAAAUGUAAAGAAACUAAAAUAAAGAUUACGGAGAAACUAA
Messenger RNA from Calidris pugnax (ruff), 457 nucleotides. RefSeq names its product SRA stem-loop interacting RNA binding protein (gene SLIRP). NCBI's taxonomy places the organism in Eukaryota, Metazoa, Chordata, Aves, Charadriiformes, Scolopacidae. Bases 71 to 391 code for a protein of 106 amino acids. Gene Ontology annotation, molecular function: RNA binding. The transcript is spliced from 4 exons. The record is from RefSeq and is a predicted model, not a curated record.